This is a messenger RNA of Danaus chrysippus (African queen), 543 nucleotides long. The record is from the annotation of a GenBank genome assembly. Lineage: Eukaryota; Metazoa; Arthropoda; Insecta; Lepidoptera; Nymphalidae.
UUGGUUGUUAACAGGUUAAAGAUUGGCUUGCAGGUUGCCGCUGUUAAAGCUCCAGGUUUCGGUGACAACAGAAAAGCUACUCUCAGUGAUAUGGCGAUCUCUACCGGUGGUGUUGUAUUCGGUGAUGAAGCCAACCUCAUUAAGAUUGAAGAUGUUCAGCUCUCAGACCUCGGCCAGGUUGGUGAGGUCGUCAUCACAAAGGAUGACACCCUUAUCCUUAAAGGUAAAGGCAAAAAGGCUGACAUUGACAGACGCGCUGAACAAAUCCGUGACCAGAUACAAGAGACCAACUCUGAGUAUGAGAAGGAAAAACUACAGGAACGUCUUGCAAGGUUAGCCUCUGGAGUGGCCGUGUUACAUGUAGGAGGCUCCAGUGAAGUAGAGGUCAACGAGAAGAAGGAUCGUGUAAAUGAUGCUCUAAAUGCUACCCGUGCCGCUGUCGAGGAAGGUAUUGUUCCUGGAGGUGGAUCUGCCCUCCUCAGAUGCAUCCCGACUCUCGAGGCAUUAAAAACAUCAAAAACUCUGACCAGGCUACUGGAGUAG